GUAGAAGCAAGAUGGCGACUAAAACAAGCAAAGAGGGUCCUCCGUUUGAUUGUCCAUCAUGGGCAGGGAAACCGCCCACGGGGCUCCAUCUCGACGUUAUGAAGGGAGACAAGUUAAUAGAGAAAUUGAUAAUAGAUGAAAAGAAGUACUACCUGUUUGGGAGGAAUCCUGACUGGUGUGACUUCACCAUCGACCAUCAGUCCUGCUCACGUGUUCAUGCUGCAUUAAUCUACCACAAGCACCUGAAAAGGGUCUUCCUUAUAGACCUUAAUAGCACACAUGGUACUUUCCUUGGACACAUUCGCCUAGAGGCCCACAAACCUCAGCAGGUUCCCAUAGACUCUACUCUAUCUUUUGGGGCUUCAACACGAACCUACAUCAUCAGAGAGAAACCCCAAACCCAAGGCAGUGCUGGUACAGGAGACAAUAAGACGGGCGACGAUGAGGAGCUGAAAGGACUACUUGGGCUCCCAGAAGAAGAAACAGAGCUGGAUAACCUUACAGAGUUCAACACUGCUCACAACAAGCGCAUCUCCCUCCUGACGAUCGAGGAAGGCAAUUUGGAAAUCCAGAGGCCCAAGAGGAAACGCAGAAACUCCCGAGUCACCUUCAAUGAGGAGGAUUGCAUCAUUAACCCAGAGGAUAUUGAUCCCUCAGUAGGACGCUUUAGAAAUAUGAUUCAGACUGCUGUCAUCCCCAUUAAGAAACGGAGAUCAGAUGGCCAAAACACUCUGGGUCUUGAAGACCUGGCUUCAAAGCGCAUCCAUGCCUACAGCCUGGCUAGCGGUCUCUAUGGGGACUUGCCCCCCACCAGUCAUGAGAACCAGCCAACGGGAGCACCGGGAGGUGCUGCAAUGCAAGGGGGACUUCCUCUGCCAUUCCCUAAUCCAGCCCCAGAGGUAGACCUGGCCCCAGAGGCUCCACACCCCCCUAUUGCCCUCAACCCCACACCGGUAACAGCCCCCUACCUACCAGAGGCGCUCAACGAGCCUCGCAAAAAGAAGUAUGCCAAAGAAGCUUGGCCAGGCAAGAAACCCACCCUUUCCCUACUCAUUUAACCAGUUUUGUAAAGCUGGUGACUCUCAGGUUUCCAGCAGAUACAUCAGGGACUGUGACCUGGCAGAGGUGGUCGUUCACUUUUUUUAUUUUGUAUUUUAUUUUUGUUUUGUUUUGUUGUGUUACUCUUUGUAAUUAAAAAUAUCCUCCACA
Messenger RNA from Cololabis saira (Pacific saury), 1209 nucleotides. It is a transcript of the gene ppp1r8b, whose product is annotated as protein phosphatase 1, regulatory subunit 8b. Lineage: Eukaryota; Metazoa; Chordata; Actinopteri; Beloniformes; Belonidae. Gene Ontology annotation, cellular component: nuclear speck. The record is from RefSeq and is a predicted model, not a curated record. Gene Ontology annotation, molecular function: protein serine/threonine phosphatase inhibitor activity; protein binding; mRNA binding. Bases 12 to 1058 code for a protein of 348 amino acids. The transcript has 7 exons.